Messenger RNA from Solanum tuberosum (potato), 2059 nucleotides. Its product is annotated as eukaryotic peptide chain release factor subunit 1-3-like. Gene Ontology annotation, biological process: translational termination. Lineage: Eukaryota; Viridiplantae; Streptophyta; Magnoliopsida; Solanales; Solanaceae. Gene Ontology annotation, molecular function: translation release factor activity. The record is from RefSeq and is a predicted model, not a curated record. The coding region runs from base 157 to 1470 and encodes 437 amino acids. The transcript has 4 exons.
AGAUUAGCCCCUGUGAAGAACUUAUUUGUCACUGUAACACUAGGCCAUGUUGAAGUAGUGAACUAGCGAACAUUAUCAACGAGAGUAGAUGUUUAAUUGUGGAAGUACAAAAUUGGAUGCUUUACAAAGCUCGGUUGUGGAGGUUGAUAUUCAGUGAUGGCUGACAGUCAUGAUAAUGAUAAGAAUAUCGAGAUAUGGAAGAUCAAGAAACUUAUUAAGGCACUCGAAGCUGCUCGAGGCAAUGGUACCAGCAUGAUUUCUCUAAUCAUGCCUCCACGGGAUCAAGUAUCUAGGGUCACUAAGAUGCUUGGAGAUGAGUUUGGAACUGCAUCAAACAUCAAAAGUAGAGUGAAUCGUCAAUCUGUGCUGGGUGCAAUUACAUCUGCUCAGCAGAGACUUAAACUCUAUAACAAGGUUCCACCAAAUGGGCUUGUGCUUUAUACCGGAACAAUCAUAACUGAAGAUGGGAAAGAGAAGAAGGUUACAAUUGAUUUUGAGCCCUUCAGGCCCAUUAAUGCAUCUCUAUAUCUUUGUGAUAACAAGUUCCACACAGAAGCCUUGAAUGAGCUUUUGGAAUCCGAUGACAAGUUCGGGUUUAUUGUGAUGGAUGGGAAUGGGACACUUUUUGGGACACUGAGUGGCAAUACCAGGGAGGUCCUUCACAAGUUUAGUGUUGAUCUGCCCAAAAAACAUGGAAGAGGAGGUCAGUCUGCUCUGCGUUUUGCUCGUCUUCGGAUGGAGAAACGUCACAACUAUGUGAGGAAAACAGCUGAGCUUGCAACCCAGUUUUAUAUUAAUCCUGCCACUAGCCAGCCUAACGUUUCAGGUCUGAUACUAGCUGGAUCAGCUGACUUUAAGACUGAGCUUAGCCAGUCUGAUAUGUUUGAUCCUCGUCUUCAGGCAAAGAUUUUAAAUGUGGUCGAUGUUUCUUAUGGAGGGGAAAAUGGUUUCAACCAAGCAAUUGAGCUGUCUGCUGAGGUCUUGGCCAAUGUGAAAUUUAUACAAGAGAAGAAGUUGAUAGGCAAAUAUUUUGAGGAGAUCAGUCAGGACACCGGGAAGUAUGUUUUUGGGAUUGAUGAUACCUUGAAAGUUCUGGAAAUGGGUGCUAUUGAGACCCUUAUUGUGUGGGAAAAUCUGGACAUUAAUAGGUAUGUUCUGAAAAAUAACACUUCCGGAGAAACAAUCAUCAAGCACUUGAACAAGGAGCAAGACACUGUCCAAAGUAACUUCCGUGAUCCUGAUACAAAUGCUGAAUUAGAAGUUCAGGAUAAAUUGUCACUACUUGAGUGGUUUGCGAAUGAAUACAGGAGAUUUGGUUGUAGUUUGGAGUUUGUUACCAACAAAUCACAGGAAGGAUCUCAGUUUUGCCGUGGUUUUGGUGGCAUUGGAGGAAUUCUCCGCUACCAGCUUGAUGUUAGAGCUUUUGAUGAACUUUCUGAUGAUGGUGAAGUUUACGAAGAUUCUGAAUAGCAAUUAAGUAAUUUCACAAAUACCAGUGCAGGAGUGGAGCAGGAAGCCUGUACUGGUGCGCGAGGGCUCUCGCCUUACUCGGCUGCUCAUGUGCUUAGCAAAAAAUUACUCGGAGAUCUUCAGAUGGAUGACCUGCAUGAAAAAGUGAAGUAUCCAGUAAUUUCUUCGAGUUUGUCUGAGCUCUAUGAAGAUCACUUCUAUUUCAUAAAUUCUGUUCCCGGAGUCGAGCAGGAAGGUUGCAUUGGUGUGCGAGGGCUCACGCCUGACUUGGCCACUCACGUGCCUAGCAAUAAAUCACUGCAAACUGUUCAUCAGAUAGGGAACUUCUUUCUAGAUGGAUGAACUGCGUGAAGAAAUGACAUUGCUAGUAAUUUCUUUGCAUUUGUCUAAGGGAUCAGAUCGUCACUUUCAUCUCUGAAGUAGCGCGGCUGCUGCUAUGCGCAAGAACUUAAUCUGUGUUUCGUUGUAGUUGACAGGGAGCAGGGAGCUAUUUUUAUGACUGGUAUGUCGUGUGAUAGACCUAUUUCCGCACUAUAGUAUGUAUAGUAUUAUGAUAUUAUCGACGAAGCUGUGAGUUUUGAACUGUGUA